UAAGUAAGAGAGUAACGACAAUGGAUUCAUACUGGGAUCGCCUGGCCGCUGACCACUGAGGCUUUGUACUACUAGUACUAAGAGUGAGGAAAUAUGAGGGACAAAGUUGUCACUCAGAACUAAAUAUCACUAUUUGCAGCAUUCCACAUACAGUAUAGAUGAGUGGUGUGUACGCAGUACUGGUAAAAUGAAUUGAGCCAAAAACGUGGGUGGUGCUUGUGAACCUUUGAGGUACUCAUCAUGCAGGAAACAAACAAAGAGAGACGGUGUAGGUUUUGAGAGCUCUUCUUUCCCUUUAAAAAAAGCCUCCAUCUCAUUUUCAAGACCCAAGCAGCACGCUUUAUAUCUGACAAAGACAGAAAACUAAGAGGGUGCGUUGAAAGGUAAAAGACCGGGGGGAGGAAGAAGAAGAAGAAGAAGCAUGAGUGGCUCCAGCGAACGAAAGAAAGCAGCCUUACAUGGAAAGUUGCAGCAACUUCGUUCUGUAACUAACUCCACCGCGGUGAAUACAGCAUCCAUCAUAGUUGAUGCUUCGAGGUACAUAAAAGAGUUGAAGGAAAGAGUAGAAAAGAAAUAUCAAGAUGUUGCAGCAACUUCACAAAUAUCAUCAGGUGACCCAAACGCAUUACCCGCGGUAACCGUGGAAACCCUAGAAAAGGGAUUUCAGAUUAACGUGUUUUCAGAAAAGAACUGCCCUGGCCUGCUGGUAUCCAUUCUGGAAGCCUUCGAGGAGCUAGGUCUGGAAGUAUUGGAUGCUAAGGUUUCUUGCUCGGAUAAUUUCCGCCUCGAGGCCGUUAGUGAAAACGAAGGGCAAGAGGAUAACAUAGAUGCCCAGGUGGUUAAACAGGCAGUGUUACAGGCCAUCAGGAACUGGAGCGCAAGUAGUUAUGAACAAGAAUAACCUUUUCAGCAACAAGGUCAAUGUAAUGUUAAUUCUCUUCUCUCUAGUUUUCUUUAGAUCCUUGCUCUUCUUGUUGUGGAUUCGUAGCGUGCAGUAAGAAAUCAUCUGAUGAAAAAAGCGGAGCACUCAAUCUUUUAAAUUCUAUUAAUGAUCUAGUGGUGAGCAAAUUCAGCGUGUUUGGAUUGAAAAUUAUUUGGCAAAAUUGUUUUUAAAGAUUUCGUGUACCACUUUUUUUCCCUUACAAUUUGAUGUACGUGAAGCAAUUGAAAAAAAAAAUAAAAAAAAAUGAUUAACAAAAAAUUUACCGAG
This is a messenger RNA of Coffea arabica (coffee), 1210 nucleotides long. RefSeq names its product transcription factor bHLH61-like. Lineage: Eukaryota; Viridiplantae; Streptophyta; Magnoliopsida; Gentianales; Rubiaceae. Gene Ontology annotation, cellular component: nucleus. The record is from RefSeq and is a predicted model, not a curated record. Gene Ontology annotation, molecular function: sequence-specific DNA binding; DNA-binding transcription factor activity. Gene Ontology annotation, biological process: regulation of DNA-templated transcription.